UCAACUGUUUCUAUUUAUGAUAAAAACGAUUUUAAACAAAUAAAAUUGAUAUGGCCAAUUUAACUACUGAUGGAAAAAUAUGUAUCGAACGAGAACUCGAAGUUACAGAAUCUAAAGAUUUUGAUGACAUUAUAUCUUAUUUUGAUGUAAAAGAAACCUGCAAAUGGAUAUCUGAUAACAAUUUUAAUAAGGUUUGUCUACAAUUUCCUGAUGAACUUUUAUGUGCAAGUCCUAAAGUUUAUAAAGAAAUCCAAAAUAGGACUCAAGCUGAUGUUUAUAUCUUGGGUGACACCUCAUAUGCUAGCUGCUGUGUAGAUGCGGUUGCUGCUAUGCAUGUGUCUGGUGAUGCCAUAGUGCACUAUGGUCAGUCCUGUUUCACCAAAACAAACAUUCCCGUUUACAUAGUUCUCCCCAAAAAGCAACUUGAUAUUAAAUCAUUGGAGACUUUGCUACAAAACUUUAAAGAACAUGCAAAAAUAUGUUUGUUCUAUGACUCAGAAUAUGACCAUUGUAAAAAUGAAAUAUCAAGAAUUUUAUUCCAAAAUUAUCCAGACAGCUAUUUAGCUGCAAUAGAAUUGUGUAAGCCACCUUUGAAGUUCUGCGGAAGAGUUGUCAAGGACAAAGAUAAUCAAAUACAUCCAGUAGAUGUGUUACAAGAAUGUACAUGUGUGUAUGUUGGCUCCAGAGGACAAACAUUAUUUAAUUUCACUAUCUCUAUCAAAGCUGCAAGUUGGUAUCUCCUAGACCCUGAUUCAAAAGUAACAGAGGUUCUGAAUGAGACAACAUGGUUCAAAAGGAGAAGGUAUUUGAUUGAGAAAUGUAAAGAUGCUAACACUGUAGGCAUAUUGAUCUGUAAGCUUGCCGGUGACCAGACAAAAGAUAUAAUAUCAAGAUUGAAACAGCUUUGCAAAAUCAAUGGAAAGAAAAGCUACAUUGUCUCAGUUGGAAAACCUAAUGUAGCCAAGCUUGCUAAUUUUCCAGAGAUUGACAUUUAUGUAAUGGUUGCUUGUCCAGAAAACGAAUUGUACAAUAACAGGGAUUUCUAUAAACCUAUUGUUUACCCAUAUGAACUGGAAUUGGCAUUAAAUUCAAACAGGGAUGGCUACUCCACCCACCAUGUCACAGAUUAUGAUGAGUUGUUACCAGGGAAUAGACAUUUUUGUGAAGUUAACCACAUAUUGGAAAGCACAGACGUCAGUCUUAUAACAGGGAAGAUAAGAGAGACAAAAGUACAAAGUUGUGACAAUUCAGAAAUGGCACUAAUGGAGAAUCAAAACUGGGCACUAGAAAACAUUGGCCAAAACCUUCAAGAUAGAUCUUGGAUAGGUCUGGAACAGAAACUGGGAGAGACGGAAGUUAAAAUAGCAGAAGAAGGUAGAAAAGGAAUACCAUUGCAGUAUUAUAAUGAACCAAAUUAAUAAAAAAUUUGUUUUUUUUAUGUAUGUAUUUACAAUAUUUGUAUCUUUUAUAAUACAAACAUGAGACUUGGGAUUAAAUAAUAAAUCCUAAAUACUA
Molecule: messenger RNA, 1515 nt
Organism: Aricia agestis (brown argus)
Lineage: Eukaryota; Metazoa; Arthropoda; Insecta; Lepidoptera; Lycaenidae
Gene: Dph2
Product: 2-(3-amino-3-carboxypropyl)histidine synthase subunit 2
Exons: 6
Coding region: 51-1418 (455 amino acids)
Biological process (GO): protein histidyl modification to diphthamide
Molecular function (GO): 2-(3-amino-3-carboxypropyl)histidine synthase activity
Source: RefSeq, a predicted model, not a curated record